Molecule: messenger RNA, 787 nt
Organism: Vigna angularis (adzuki bean)
Lineage: Eukaryota; Viridiplantae; Streptophyta; Magnoliopsida; Fabales; Fabaceae
Product: VQ motif-containing protein 25
Exons: 1
Coding region: 171-608 (145 amino acids)
Cellular component (GO): nucleus
Source: RefSeq, a predicted model, not a curated record
AGUUGCCAAAAGACAGCUUCAAGUAAACUUUGAGAAUCUGCAACUUGUUUUCUUGCAGGAUAUACUUCCAUUAUUUUUUUCCUGUGUAACCAUCAGUUUCAAUUCACUCUUCUUUCAACAUUCAGAAUCAACCAAAACACUGCAACUUUCUACAGUGUUACCAAGAAGAGAUGACAAAGCUAGAAACUUCUUCACUAUCCUCAAAGCUGAGAAUUAACAGAGAUUCACGUGCAAUAUCAAAGUUGAAGUCAGAGAUUAGGAUAGUUCAUGUGUUUGCUCCUGAAAUAAUUGAAAUUGAUGCUGCUAAUUUCAGAGAGUUAGUUCAAAGACUCACAGGAAAGCCAGAAGAAGGGAGCGGUGGAAGCAAGUCCAAAACCGCACCAACCGAAGAUGCUAUGGAUUCAGACCCGAAGGAGGCUUUGAUCAUUCAAGAUGAAGAGGAGUUUCUGAGUCUGCAAAAUGGGGUAAGGGUGAAAGAUGAACAUGAAGAGGAAGAAGGUCAAGAUGGUCUAUGGAGAUCAAAGUUCAGUGGUUUCGUUGAUGGGUUCUCAGAAUUUGAUUCUUUGAUGAAAGAGUUAAGCACUGCGCCUGAAGUGAAGCAAAGUUAGAGACAGGUUUUAAUGUGUUGUCGUUUGUGUAUCUUGUUGAUUUGUGAAUACUUAUCAUGAAAAUGAAUCGCUGAUGAACUGAUGUUUCAUAAUUGUAGAUUGAGUAUUGACAAUUUACCUUGUUUCUGAUAUUUUGAUCUAGUGUAUGUGUGUUGAUGUAUUGAUUUUAUUUAGUUCUA